Molecule: messenger RNA, 1287 nt
Organism: Achroia grisella
Lineage: Eukaryota; Metazoa; Arthropoda; Insecta; Lepidoptera; Pyralidae
Product: zinc finger RNA-binding protein-like
Exons: 4
Coding region: 1-1287 (428 amino acids)
Cellular component (GO): extracellular matrix
Source: RefSeq, a predicted model, not a curated record
AUGGCAUUCAAGUUCGUCGUUCUUAGCUGCCUGGUGGCUGCGGCAAGCGCUGGACUGCUCCCAGCUGCUCCCGUCGCUUAUUCGGCCCCACUCUCGUACUCGUCCCAUGCCAUCCACGCUGCUCCUGUGGCGUAUUCCGCCCCAGUGGCCUACGCAGCCCCUAUCGCUAAAGUAGCCGCUGUUGCCCCAGUAGCCAAAGUAGUGGAGGCUUACGAUUCUCACCCACAAUACAGCUUCGCCUACGAUGUGCAAGAUGGUCACACCGGUGAUUCUAAGUCCCAGCACGAGACUCGUGACGGUGAUGUCGUUCAAGGCUCUUACUCCGUUGUUGACCCCGAUGGUACCAAGCGUACUGUUGAGUACACCGCCGACCCACACAACGGUUUCAACGCUGUCGUACACAGAGAGCCUCUCGCCGUGAAGGUUGCCGCUGCCCCCGUCGCAUACGCCGCACCCGUCGCCAAAAUCGCAGCCCCUGUUGCAUACGCUGCCGCACCCGUCGCCAAGGUCGCAUACGCUGCCCCUGUGUCAUACGCCGCUGCACCCGUCGCCAAGGUUUCAUACUCUGCGCCCGUUGCCUAUUCCGCCCCAUUGUAUCACCACUUGUCGUUCAAUAUAAAAAGAGAACGUUCGAUAAGUUGGGCAGUACAAUUUCAUUCUUGGACUAUAUCACAACCAAAAAUGGCAUUCAAGUUCGUAGUUCUUAGCUGCCUGGUGGCUGCCGCAAGUGCUGGACUACUCCCAGCUGCUCCCGUCGCUUAUUCGGCCCCACUCUCAUACUCGUCCCAGGCCAUCCACGCUGCUCCUGUGGCGUAUUCCGCCCCAGUGGCCUACGCAGCCCCUAUCGCUAAAGUCGCCGCUGUUGCUCCAGUAGCCAAAGUAGUGGAAGCUUACGAUUCUCACCCACAAUACAGCUUCGCCUACGAUGUACAAGAUGGCCACACCGGUGAUUCUAAAUCCCAGCACGAGACCCGUGACGGUGAUGUCGUUCAAGGCUCUUACUCCGUUGUUGACCCCGAUGGUACCAAGCGUACUGUUGAGUACACCGCCGACCCACACAACGGUUUCAACGCUGUCGUACACAGAGAGCCUCUCGCCGUGAAGGUUGCCGCUGCCCCCGUCGCAUACGCCGCACCCGUCGCCAAAAUCGCAGCCCCUGUUGCAUACGCUGCCGCACCCGUCGCCAAGGUCGCAUACGCUGCCCCUGUGUCAUACGCCGCUGCACCCGUCGCCAAGGUAGCAUACUCUGCGCCCGUUGCCUACUCCGCCCCAUUGUAUCACCACUAA